Messenger RNA from Caenorhabditis sp. 36 PRJEB53466, 766 nucleotides. Lineage: Eukaryota; Metazoa; Nematoda; Chromadorea; Rhabditida; Rhabditidae. The record is from the annotation of a GenBank genome assembly.
AUGGGAAACUGCCUGCCGUCGCUGUUCGGGUUUGUCAGACAGCACGAUGAGACCCCUCUCCGACGGUAAUUUACUUUGUCUCUCUCGCAAAAAGAACAGAAAAUCAGAAGUCAUUCGCAUUUUUCUAUUUCAGGGGCCGGUCGUCAGAUGCGGCCAUGAGUUUCACCAAUCCGAGCAUGAUGCAGCAGAGCGUAAGUGUCCGUCCGUUUCCGUAUUUGUUCAGUUUCCGCCCGAAACGGACGAAUGACGAAACGAACACGGCAUUGUUUGCACUGAGCCUUUUCCAGAGUUCGUACGUAAAUCAACUCUAUCAACACAACGUAAUUAGACAACGGCAGGCGCAGGAACAGGGAAAAGUGAAUAAUGAUCGGAAUGUGGCAAAAAGAAUAAAUUCCAUAUUUGAAGGAACUUGAUGAAGCAAAAAAGAAUCGGAUCCGUGGUCUUCUCGAGCAGAUACCAGCCGAUGUUUUCCGCGGAGAUAUUAAGAACAACGAGUGGGUUUGGCUGUGAUGUCUCUAAAAGUGCUCCGUCCAUUUACAGGUGCGCCAUCUGCAUGGUUGACUUCGAGCCGGGAGAGCGGAUCCGUUUCCUUCCCUGCAUGCAUUCCUUCCACCAGGAAUGCGUCGACGAAUGGCUCAUGAAAUCGUUCACGUGUCCGUCGUGCCUCGAACCCGUCGAUUCGACCAUCCUUUCCUCGCUCACUGCUCACAACAUGCAGUCUCUUCAGCAGAUCGUCUGCUCCCCGUCCUCUUCUGCCAAACCAUAA